Messenger RNA from Pectinophora gossypiella (pink bollworm), 732 nucleotides. RefSeq lists its product as uncharacterized. NCBI's taxonomy places the organism in Eukaryota, Metazoa, Arthropoda, Insecta, Lepidoptera, Gelechiidae. The record is from RefSeq and is a predicted model, not a curated record. The transcript has a single exon. The coding region runs from base 1 to 732 and encodes 243 amino acids.
AUGCCGCUUGAUGACGCCCUGCUUGAUGCGUUGCAUGACGCGCGGCUUAACGCGCUGCUUGAUGACGCCCUGCUUGAUGCGUUGCAUGACGCGCGGCUUAACGCGCUGCUUGAUGACGCCCUGCUUGACGCGCCACUUGAGGCGCAGCUAGAUGUGCCGCUUGACGCGGCGCUUGACGGGCCGCUUGAUGCGCUGCUUGAUCUACUGCUUGACACGCUGCUUGACGACGCCCUGCUUGACGCGCAGAUUGACGCGCCGCUUGAUGUACUGCCUGACACGCCGCUUGAUGAUGCGCUGCUUGACGCGUUACUUGACGCGCCGCUUAAUGCUCCGCUUGACGCGCCGCGUGACGCGCCACUUGACGCGCUGCUUGAUCUACUGCUUGACGCGCAGAUUGACGCGCCGCUAGACGCGCCGCUUGAUGACGCGUUGCUUGACGCGCCGCUUAAUGCUCCGCUUGACGCGCCGCUUAAUGCUCCGCUUGAUGCUCCGCGUGACGCGCCACUUGACGCGCUGCUUGAUCUACUGCUUGACGCGCAGAUUGACGCGCCGCUAGACGCGCCGCUUGCUGUACUGCGUGACACGCCGCUAGAUGAUGCGCUGCUUGACGCGUUGCUUGACGCGCCGCUUAAUGCUCCGCUUGAUGCUCCGCGUGAUGCUCCGCGUGACGCGCCACUUGACGCGCUGCUUGACUUCAACUUAAUGUACCCAUAUCUACAAAUAAAUGUCUGA